Molecule: messenger RNA, 3856 nt
Organism: Mugil cephalus (flathead mullet)
Lineage: Eukaryota; Metazoa; Chordata; Actinopteri; Mugiliformes; Mugilidae
Gene: memo1
Product: mediator of cell motility 1
Exons: 9
Coding region: 434-1327 (297 amino acids)
Source: RefSeq, a predicted model, not a curated record
AACAGUUUCAGAAACGCCCGUUACCUGGCUCAGCAGACAAACCAGUAAAAUCCUCAGAUCCCGGCAGUGACAGCGCUUGGUUUUUAUUAUUUUUCUCCCCGCAUUCGUUCGUGGCACAUCGCAAAGACUUUGAAAUUUGUGCCUUCGUAAAUUUACACGAUAACAUCGCCAAAACUGCCCGACAAACUGACGUUAGCUGCCCUCCCCCAGCUUACUUAUUAACCGGUAACAACACAAGGGCCAGCUGAGGAUAGGCUGAGCUCGUUAGCAAGCUAGCCUGCUGUCUCUCCAGUACAACUAGUACAACUGCCCUUUGUCUUUUCAAGCAAGGUAGCUAGCAGUCGCUAACACCGGGGCUUUUUUGCGAUUUUCUUUUACUUUUUUUCGCCUGACAAGAAUUAAGUAAACCAAGAUAGGCGGCUUGGGAACCAAGAUGUCGAACCGAGUGGUGUGCAGAGAAGCAAGUCACGCCGGGAGCUGGUACUCUGCCUCGGGAUCCCAGCUGAAUGCACAGCUAGAAGGCUGGCUGUCCCAAGCACAGUCCACCAUCAGACCUGCUAGAGCUAUCAUAGCACCCCAUGCCGGGUACACCUACUGUGGUGCUUGUGCAGCGCAUGCCUACAAGCAGGUUGAUCCCUCUGUCACUCGUAGGGUGUUCAUCCUGGGACCUUCACACCAUGUGCCCCUCUCCCGCUGUGCCCUGUCACCUGCAGACAUCUAUAGAACGCCCCUCUAUGACCUGAGAAUCGACCAGAAGGUUUAUGCUGACCUCUGGAAAACUGGGUUGUUUGAGAGGAUGAGUAUGCAGACAGAUGAAGAUGAGCACAGUAUUGAAAUGCACUUGCCUUACACUGCUAAAGCCAUGGAGAGUCACAAAGACGAGUUUAGCAUCGUCCCCGUGCUCGUGGGCGCCCUGAGUGAGUCUAAGGAGCAGGAAUAUGGGAAAGUGCUCAGCAAGUACCUGGCAGACCCAUCCAACCUUUUCAUCAUCUCUUCGGACUUCUGCCACUGGGGCCAACGGUUUCGCUACACAUACUACGACGAAUCUCAAGGAGAGAUCUACAGGUCUAUCGAGCAUCUUGAUAAAAUGGGGAUGGGCAUUAUAGAACAGCUGGAUCCAAUGUCUUUCACUAACUACUUGAAGAAGUACCGCAACACCAUCUGUGGGCGUCACCCUAUCGGAGUGCUGCUAAAUGCUGUGGCUGAACUGAGAAAGUCUGGUUUAGAAAUGAACUUCUCUUUCCUGAACUACGCCCAGUCAAGUCAGUGCAGGAACUGGCAGGACAGCUCCGUGAGUUACGCUGCUGGGGCGCUCAUCGUUCAUUGAGGUCAACCUUCGCAGGGGCCACCGCAACGCCGCCACCCUGCCCUUACUUAUCUAUCGCCAUAACCCGACCCAGACACCCUUCCUCUCUCUCCCCCCUCCCCUCCCCCGCCUCCCCCGAGUUACACCCACUAUUUGCAGGAAGGACCUUGAUACUCGAAGCCAAUAUAGUCUCCUUUCUCUGUCUCUCCUUCAACUCUCCUCCGCCUUUUCUCUACCCUCCUCUCAGUUUGAAGUGUGUCUCAGAGCUUUCGGUUGAAACAUUUUUGCUUGAAGUGCAGUUUUAUAGGAGCGAAUCCUUAGAGGAGAUAGGAAGAGUAGAAAUUGUUUCUGCUUGGAGUAAGCAUAGGGAGGGGGAAUUCUUAUUAGGAUAUUUUGUGAGGACUAAUGCCGUCCUCUUGGUCCCUUUUUUGUGUUCUGACAAAAAAAAAAAUUUUAGUUGUAGUAACAUUAUCUUUAUAUUUGGGCUCAAUCACUUUUUCUUGUAUUUUGCCUCAGAAAAACAAUUAAAAUAAAACUGCAGAUACUAACAGAGAAUAUUGAAAUGUUGCCGGAUGAAAAUGAGUGUUUUGACUGACUGCCCUAAGAUGCGUUCUACUUAAACUCUGAAAUCAGUGUCAUAGGUAAUUAAUACCAAUACUUUACAUAUGUUGUAGUUGCUAACAAAGGGCUGCAUCCAACGGAGUUCACUAACCCCAUACUGUACAAAACCAAAAACAUUAUUAUCUUAUUAGUUUAUAAAAUAUACUAUUUUAUUCAUAUUCCUUUUAAUUAGGUAGAUUUAUUGUAUGUGUUUUAUUAUUAUACGUGUGUUUCUGUUUUGGCCUGGGUGCCCCGAGACGAUGUGCUUACUGUUACUACACGGUAUCUGCACUCUAGGAGGGAUUUACAACUUUUUCUUUUUUUGUUAAUAUUUUGAUUGACUUAUGAAAAAUAUUAUUGGGAUGUUUUCAUCCUUAUGUUUAGUUUUUACUUCUUUGCUCUCGAGUCAGCGGCUACGUUUACAUGGACUCUAGUGUUAUAAUCAGAGUAAAAUCAGAGCAUAAAAGCCUCGUGUGACCACCUCAGUCUGAGCAGACUGGUCCAACUGGAAGGGAUUUUCAGUCUAGUCGAUAGGGGUGGUGCAAACCUUUAAAAAGGUGUUCAGAGCAAACAUGUUAGAGCUUUAUGUCCAAUUAAAAGCUUGAUUUGAUUAUUAUUUAAUACUUUUAUUCAGCCUCACAGCCGUGGCAAAACAAUAAGUUAGUAAAAUGAGACGUAGACUUAGCGACAUGAAAACGUGGGUCUGUCUCACUCCAUCAUUUUCUUCUGUUAAACAUCCAGAACCAGAAGUUAUUUUUGUGUUUUCAGCCUGGAUCAUUUUAUUCAGCAUCCGUCUCUUAACAGAAUGAUUUUGAUCGUACCUCAUUAGUGUCCGUGUACACGUAGCCCUGUAGAGUAUCAGUUACACAAGUUUACUGCAGACGAAGAGCACAACUGCAUAAUGUUUUCUAACAUAAAAACUGGCAGAUGUGGGUUCAUGGCUUUUCUCAGACGAAUCAGAAAAAACACUUGACUAUUUAUGUGGCGAAACGUCGAGUCUGAGCGGAGGCAACGUUUCUGAAUGUUUUCACAGAUGAGCGAACGUCCGGACACACGGAAGCUGACUUCAAAACUGCACUUGUUAUCAGCAGCAGCGUAGCGACAACAUGAUCCGCUGUCCUUUCAUCUCCCGAUUUGAUGUCACUGACUUUUUGCUGCUGAAGUCGGUUAUUCCCAUUUAAAUAAUGCGGUCCUCCAACUUAGGUCCCUCCCUCUUGGCACCGUAAGAAGUGUCACGCUUUGCAUUGAGCUACAAUAUCUGCUUGAACCAAGCGGGCACAGGCUGAAAGAUAAAUCCCCAGACCUACUUUGACCUCUACAGCUAAUUUAAGGGAAACUAGUAGAGCAUGACACACUGUGCUAUUGUGCCUUUUUAAUCACUGUUGCACAUAUACAUAUAAAGCGUAUUCUCACUUUUAGUCUUAUAUUAGGAUGUGUACUUCCAUUUUUCUUUUGUUUUCCCACGUGUUUCUUCCCCUUUGCCUAUUGCCCAACAUCGUCUCCAGCAUCGCCCGAACGCACCAGGCGUAUAUGACCUGCCCUCCCCUCCCCUCUCCCCACCCUCCUCUCUCUCCCAUCUGUUGGUCUAAAAUGGCACCAACUGUUAUCUUCUUUCUCCAGCAGGGAGUGGUGUUCUGUUUUUUUCUCCAAAAUCACCUCAUUCCUGUAGAGAGCGAGAGAGGGACGAAGGCUAAAACCUCAGCACUGUUCAUGUUCCGUUUAUGGAUAUAUGUUUGUCUUAGAAAAUGGUUUUUGUAUUAUAACUUUUCUUUUCUUCGUUAGAGGAUUGGAACUUACACGUCACAGACCUAAAAAAAAAAUAUACUACUUAACUACUCCCCUUAAAGGAGUUUUUUUGAUCUCAGGUUCCACUGACAAAGCAUCCCAAAAGGCUCUUCAGAUAAGGCCGAGGAUUCAUGUUACAAAAUAAGUAAAAUAUACUGAAAAGCC